UCCUGGGAGCAAAGCCCUUCAGCCAAAGUGGUUCCUGAUGCUCUCAUGGAAGUGGGGGCUCCAUUUCUGAUUUGUUAGCUGAGAGAGCUUAGAGUUUUGCUUUUUUUUUGUUUUGUUUUCAAAAUGAAAGACGGCUACAAGAUCAAUAAAGACAGCCAUUGAAUUUUGUAACUGGGGUACUUCUAAAGAAUAUAAACAAAGGAAACUGUGAAAAUGGCAGUGAGGUUCAAAGACGAGUUCACAGAGAUGGAAGACUUGAAAAUAUGGGAACAAUAUACUAUAACGCUGAACAAGGAUUCCAAGGUGGGAUUCGGGAUCGCUGUCUCUGGGGGCUGGGACAAGGCCAACCCUUCCUCCGGAGAUCCGGCAGUCAUCAUUUCUGACGUGGUGAGAGGAGGUCCGGCCGCGGGGAGGUUACAGACCCUGGAUCACAUCGUCAUGGUGAACGGUGUCUCCAUGGAGAAAGCGACCUCCACCUAUGCCAUCCAGCACUUGAAGAACUGCGGUAGAACAGCCAACAUCACAGUGAAGAGGCCUCGGACCAUCCAGGUCCCUGUCUCAGCCCCCCGCGGCAUCUCCCAGACUUCCUCCCGAUCUGAAGACCUGUCCUGGCGGCGCGAUGGCCCCUCGGAUUUUGACAAGGGCUACCCGCCCCCGCGGAGGGGGUCCCAGGGGGACAGGGCACCCCGUUCGCCCUCCGAUCUUGACUCGGGCAGCGAGAGGAGCUACGACCAUUCUCCUAGCAACUCUGUCCCCAAGCGGUGGAGCCCAGCCACUAGCUCCGCCCCCAGCCCCACUCCUGACCGCAAUGGGAACGUCCUGCCGUUGAUGUCUGGAUACAAGAGGCUCCCCAAACACGAGGACCCCUACAGACCCAUCAAGGCUGUCCUGGUGAAAAAAGACCCCAAAGAAGAAUUCGGUCUCAAGCUGGGCAGUCAGAUCUUCGUGAAGUACAUGACUCCCACGGGACUGGCCUCCGAGGAGGGGACUCUGCAGGAGGGAGACGUCAUCCUGAAGAUCAAUGGGAUAGUGACAGAGAACUUGUCCCUGGAAGACACCAAGCGCCUGGUGGCGAGGUCGGCGAGCAAGCUGAGCAUGACGGUCCUCCGUGAUGACAGACAGUUCUUGGUCUGCAUUCCGGAGCUGCAGGACAGCGAAGUGGCGAGCAAUGCCUCCUCCGAGCUCGAGGAUAUUUCAGAUCUUGAGUCUGAGUUAACUCUGCCUCCACCUCAGAAGAAAGACAGCCAGGCCAGCAGGGGGCAGCACAGUGAGAGAAUCCGUGCUGAAGCGAUGCAGCCGGACCUCCGGGCAGCACGAUACCCAGACAAGACUGACCACCCAAGAUGGAUCUCCACUGCGGGGCGACAUCCGAAUGGAGACAAUUCGGACCCCGAUUCAGAUCGCACGCCCUCCCCCUCCCCACCCCGAAAAAAAGCUAUCCACAACAGGGGGCAGCACAGAGACAGAACCCGGGCUGAAUCUGUACAGUCAGCGCGUGACUCCGACAGUGCCAGCGUGCCAAGAGUGCUGCCAGCUGUGAUGAGGCGCCCUGUUGAAGACAAUUCGGAUUCAGAUCGCACCCCGUCACCACCACAGAAAGACAGCAGGGGGCAGCACCGAGACAGUAAACGGCCUACCUCCAAGCAGCCAGAUGUCCGUGAAGCAAGGGGCACUGACAGGGCAAGCUUCCCCAGAUGGAGGCGUCCUACCGAAGGCGAGUCUGGAGCAGCUGGGCACCUAGCAGACCUCUGCAGAACCAAUUUUUCAGACCCUGGCUCUGAAACUGCCCCGUCCGAACACACCGCAUCUUUACCCAGGGAAAUACACAGCCAGAACAGCAGGGGGCAGUACAGGGAGAGGAUCCAGCCGCAAUCUGCACACGACUCCGACAGGGAUAGCCUUCCAAGGGAACGCACCCCUUCCCCGCCCCGCAGGGACGGCAGCCUGGACAGCAGGGAGAAAUUCAACGGGAGGCUGCCUCCUGCUCCCAAUGGGAAGAUGCUGGCGGGAGUAGAGGUGAAGGAAGCCCCUGCAGUGUACGCUGAGAGGGAAGAGGAGCCAAUCUACUGCCUGCCCCCAGCAACCCCUCCGAGACAGAGGGCGGAGCCUAGAGAAGAGCCAAACCUGGGGUACAGUUCUGAUCUGAAGCGCAUUAGCUUCGUGAAGGAGGACACUGUGGGGCUGCAGCUGGCCGGAGGGAAUGACGUGGGCAUCUUCGUGGGAGGGGUGAAGCCGGGCAGCCUGGCCAGACAUCAGGGCAUUGAGGAAGGGGACCAGAUCCUCAAGGUGAACGGUGUUGAUUUUGGCUCCUUCACCCGUGAAGAGGCAGCCCUGUACCUCCUUCAGAUCCCUAAAGGAGAGCAGGUCAUCAUCCACGCCCAGAGCAAACCAGACAUUUACAGGAAGAUGCUGCAGUCCAACGUGGGCGACUCCUUCUACAUCCGGACGCACUUCGACCAUGAUGGGGAAGGUCCGGGCACCCUGAGCUUCACCAGGGGGGAUGUCUUCAGAGUGCUGGACACCAUGCACCGUGGCAAGCUGGGCUCCUGGCGGGCAGUGCGCAUGAGCAACAUCCUGCAAGAGGCAGACAGGGGCACCAUCCCCAACAAGAGCAGAGCCGAGCAGCUCGCCAGCAUGGAGCAGACUCAGAAAAGCAGCAGCAACAGCACCCCCUCCUCCAGGCUCCGUGCAGAGUUCUGGAAGCUCAGGGGCCUCAGAGGGGCCAAGAAGAACAACCGCAAGAGCCGGGAAGACCUGUCGCAGCUCACCAUCCAGGGCAAAUUCCCCCCUUACGAGAAGGUGUUCCUGCGGGAAGCAACAUUCAAGCGUCCCAUUGUCAUCUUGGGUCCUCUGAGCGACUUUGCAAUACAGAAGCUGUCCACAGAAAUGCCUGCAGAGUUCCAGACUGCGUCGAUGGUACCCCGCAAUUCAGAAGAGGGGUCCUCAUCGGUGAUCAAACUGGAGACUGUGAGGCAGAUCUCUGAGCAGGACAGACACCCCCUGCUGGACAUCACGCCCUCUGCUGUCGAGCGGCUGAACUACAUCCAGUACCACCCCAUGGUGCUGUUCCUGGACCCGGAGAGCAGGCAGGACGUGAAGGCCAUGAGGCAGCGUCUCUGUCCCGAGUCCAACAAGAGCUCCCGCCGCCUCUACACCCAGGCCGUCAAGAUGAGAAAGUACUGCCCCCACCUCUUCUCUGCGAGGAUCCAGCUCCUGCCCAAUUCCAAUGUCUGGUUCGAGAUCCUGAAGGACCGCAUCAAGGAGCUGCAGGCCCGACCCGUCUGGUUCUCCGAGGACAAGGCUGUGAGCAGAGAGGAGGAGGAGGAUCUCGAUGCUCUGAGUCGCUCGCGCUCCACCGACUACCUGAGCUGUGACAGCCGAGCCACCAGCGAUUACGAGGACACGGACGGAGAGGCGUGCACCGACAACGAGCUGGACGAGGCCUUCAAGGGGCCAGCCCUGGGGCGCUCCUCCGAGCCGGCUCUCCCUCAGCACUCGGAGCCGGCGCUGGCCCGGUCCUCGGAGCCCGUCUGGGAGGAGGAGGAGGAAGACAUCUCCAACAAAGCCUACAGGACCCACAACUACAGUGCCGAGCCUCAGGUCUGGGUCAGUGCACCAGGGGCAGGUGCACGGUCCCCCGAGCUGGAAAGUGCCCCACCUGAUCUCCGAGAGGUCCCCGAUCUCCGAGGGGUUCCCGACCAACCAAAACUGCCCAGCUUCUCACAACCUCAAGGACAGCAACAGAGACUUUUCGGGGGGCCUAUAGACCACCAGGCAGUGCUGUGGAGGCGGCCUCAGAUCAGAGGCAGCAUGAGCUCCGAGGAAGAGCAGGAGGAUAAAGACUUUGACUGGGGGCCAGCCACAGACCUCUAGGACCUUUCUAUAUAACUACCGCUCCCAGAGAGAGAGAGGUCAACAUUAGCACAAUCUCUCUCCAUUGGGAUGCUGUUUGAUGACGGCUUUGAGAUCGUUCUCUUUACCUGCCAGCACUACAUUUUAAGUGAUGCCUUGUUUGGAAAUGCAAUGUAUGGUAUCCAUGGACAGAUCGCUACAGGAGAACAAGUAAAACUGCUUGCCAACUUUUUCACAGGAGCCCCACUCCUGCUCUUUUACACAGCUGCUGCUGUAGGACAGCACGCUUUUCAACCGGCAUUGCAAUGCAUUCUGGUACAUUCCACCUGUCUCGGGUACCUUUCACAGCAGGACUACACUUACCAGUGAUAAACAAGCCACAUAACGCAAAGCUUUUUCUCUAAUGGGAACUUAUGUUAAUUGUCUUGCAUUAAAAAAUAACUUUUUUUUUUUUUUAAACAUGGUUUUCUAAUAAAUACUACAGAUUCA
Molecule: messenger RNA, 4341 nt
Organism: Polyodon spathula (Mississippi paddlefish)
Lineage: Eukaryota; Metazoa; Chordata; Actinopteri; Acipenseriformes; Polyodontidae
Product: tight junction protein ZO-3-like
Exons: 28
Coding region: 214-3873 (1219 amino acids)
Biological process (GO): establishment of endothelial intestinal barrier; cell-cell adhesion; protein localization to cell-cell junction
Cellular component (GO): plasma membrane; bicellular tight junction
Molecular function (GO): cell adhesion molecule binding
Source: RefSeq, a predicted model, not a curated record